Messenger RNA from Cimex lectularius (bed bug), 3477 nucleotides. It is a transcript of the gene SMC6, whose product is annotated as structural maintenance of chromosomes protein 6. Gene Ontology annotation, molecular function: single-stranded DNA binding; damaged DNA binding. Gene Ontology annotation, biological process: double-strand break repair via homologous recombination. The record is from RefSeq and is a predicted model, not a curated record. The coding region runs from base 174 to 3458 and encodes 1094 amino acids. NCBI's taxonomy places the organism in Eukaryota, Metazoa, Arthropoda, Insecta, Hemiptera, Cimicidae. Gene Ontology annotation, cellular component: site of double-strand break; nucleus; Smc5-Smc6 complex. The transcript has 20 exons.
CUCGCUCUUGAGUGUGAGUCGGUUGAUACUCAUACGACAAUAGAGGGAACAUAUUAACAUAAGACUUCUCGGAAUUUGAAUCUUUGUGUAACAUUAAAAACAAUGUGAGACACAGUUUCUUGAACAGAGAGCGUCUAUAUUUUAUUUACUGUAUUCACAGCGCAUUCAGUUCAAUGGAUGAGAAUUUAAAUUUGUUAAUGGAUCACCGACAAGUCCAUGCAAAUGGGAAGAGGGAAAAAAGUAAAAAUGCAAAGCGUACAAACGACGCAAAUUGUCCUGAUGUCAAUUCAAAACGGCUGAAAGUGUCACAUUCGAAAGAGAACAUCCCUCCUGUAUUAUCUACCACCCAACAGAAACUAUGUGGCAAAAUCAGAAAAGUCCAUCUUGUAAACUUCAUGUGUCAUUCCAACUUUGAAUUUAAUUUUGGUGAUAAAAUUAACUUCAUAAGUGGUAAAAAUGGAAGUGGGAAAAGUGCUAUUUUGACCGCUCUUGUAAUUGGACUUGGUGGCCGCACUGCUGAUACCAACAGAGGGAAAUCGUUUAAUCAACUGAUUAAGAGUGGCCAGCACAAAAGUACAAUUGAAAUAUCGAUGUCAAAUGAAGGUUUACAAGGGUUUGAACAAAGUAAAUAUGGCAAUGACAUCACCGUUAUAAGAAACAUUACUGAAAAUGGGUCAUCCAGCUAUAAGCUAAGACUUGCAACAGGUUCAUUAGUUCCUUUAAAAAGUAGCGAUUUGAAAAUGCUUCUUCUCCGGUUUAAUAUUCAAGUCAGCAACCCGCUUUGCAUCCUCAAUCAAGAUACAUCGAGAACAUUCUUGAAAACAGCUACACCCAAGGAGUUGUAUUCUUUGUUUAAAAAAGCUACACUUAUUGAACUAGUGUCUGAGCAGAUUUCCCAACUAAGAAAUGAACGAAUUCCUCAACUGAAGGAUUUAACUGAACGAAAAAAACAAGCAGCCACUGAUGGUUCCAGGGAUAUAUUGGAAUAUCAGAAGAAGCUCGAGCUCUUCAUGGAAUUUCAGAAACUCCUUGCUGAAGAGAGAAAUUUGCAGAAUUGCUUAUAUUGGUCUUAUGUGAAAGAGUUGGAAGAACAGUUUCAAGAAGUUCAGGCUCAGUUUGAGGAGAACAAGCGAGUCAUACAGCAUCACAAGGAUAAUCUUGAUAAAGCAGAAAGCCAACGUGAGAUACUCACAACGAAAAAUGAGCGUUUAACAAAUGAAAUAGAACGGCUUAAAGAGGACUGCGAAGCCAAAGAAGUGGAGAGUACAGGGUUCCAACAGAAACUAUUAUACCACAAAAGUUUGUUGAAUAAGAAAAACAACGAAUUGAACACGUUAAGCAAGCAGAUUGCAAACAAUAGAAAAAAUUGUGAACGAAUCAGCGAAGAAAUUAAAAACAAGAGCAAGCGUACUGAAGAAAUAAACGAGCAAAUGGUUAGGAUUAAAGAAAAAAUAACAGAGCUGAAUACAAGGAAGGUUGAACUGAAAGCGGUUAAACAGACGACUGACGUACACAAACAGCAACUCCAAGACACGCUGAAUGAAACUUGCAGUAAGGUUGACAAUCUGAAGCAAACAAUGUCUAAUUUAGAAAGGAACAUAAAUUCUAAAAUGAAUUACCUCCAGCACUUGAAAAGCACAAACAACAAGUACAGCGUUUUCGCCAACUGGAUGCCCCAGCUAAUACAGCAAAUUGAAUCCGUUUACAAGAAAAAUAAAUUUAUCAAAAAGCCUGUCGGACCACUUGGUCUUUAUAUAAAAGUGAAAGACAAAACAUGGGGGCCGUCCAUUGAGAGCUUUCUGAGUACAAUGUUUCUUCAGUCAUUUUGUGUUGACAACUCAAAAGAUUACCAAACACUCUCAGCAAUAAUUAAGAAUCUUAACAUACCAAAUAAACAGAUGCCUACACUAUUUAUAACUAAGUUCUUUGAUCAGGUUCAUGACAUAAGAAGAACUGAAACAAAGCAUAACAUGUAUAGCAAUCUUCUGCACACUCUUGAAAUUUCAAACUCAGUUGUUGCAAAUUUGGUAAUCGACCAGUAUCAAGCAGACACUAUCCUUCUGAUCCCAACAAAUAAGGAGGCCCUACCACUCAUGAGUAAUGGAAAAUCUGUACCACAUAAUUGUAAUAUGGUGCUGACAAAAAUGGGUGAUAUGAUAUAUCCUUACCCGAACUUCAGUGCGUAUGCAGGAAAGGUUGCUCCAACGGCCAGAUACUUACACAACAGUACAUCAGACACGAUAAGGGUAACGACUGUCGAGGUUGAGACGCUCAGUAAAGACUUGAAUAAAUACAAGGUAGAUAUUCAGGAGCUUUAUCAAAAACAAAAGGAACAGAAAAAAAACCUAGAUACUGCCUUGAAAGAAAGUGAUAAAAUUAACAGGCAGAUUGUCACCUGCGAGGAGAAAAUAAUCGACCUUCAAGAGAACGAAAUGCCUGUUAGCUAUAAUGCUAAUGUUUUGCUUGAUGAUCUUGAACACAGAACAAAAGUCAAUGAACAACUUGAAUUAAAUUUUGAAAAAAUCAACCAAGAAAAAGCCCAAUUAAAUAAACAAUGCGAAGAAAUGGAAGGCACUAGACAAGAACUCGAAGAGAUUCAGAAAAAAUUCUUUCUUGAAAUAAAAUCAAAAGAGGACAAAAUCAAAGAGAACAAGGUGGAAUUAAAGAAGUAUAACUUGAGCCAAGAUAACUACCUUGAAGUGAUAAAGAAGCAAGAAAUGAGGGCUCAGUCUUUUAAAGAUAAACUCAAAAAGAUUGAUGAAGAACUAAAAAAAGCUAACGAGGCUGCAAUGACAGCUUGUCCAGAAAGGGUAAUAUCUGAAAGCUCAAAAGUGGAUCUUGAACUUCAACUAAAAAAGGUCAUGGCUAGAAUAGCUGCGAUGGAGAAGCGAGUUGGUCCAAAGCCGAAAGAACCUCAGAGUCAUAGAGAACGGCUGGCACAGUUUGAAGAAGACUUAAAACAGGCAGUCGAGUACAAAGAUUUUUGCAAUCACUUGGAGCGACUUUCCAACCUGGUAAUGGACAGGCUACACCAGUUAAAACAGUAUAUUGCUAGCAGCACUAGGCAGGCCUUCAAGACUAUUAUAAGAAUGAGAAAAUUUGUGGGCACUCUGAAUGUUGAUCACGAAGAAGAAACAUUAGCUAUUCAGUUAAGGUCAGAUCCCAACUCACAAACAGAAACCGUUAUUACUACUCUUUCAGGAGGAGAAAGGUCAUUUUCCAUGGUCGCCUUUAUUAUGGCGCUUUGGAACAAUAUGGAAAGUCCAUUUUUCUUUAUGGACGAAUUUGACGUAUUUAUGGAUGAAGUCAACCGUAAGCUUAUUAUGGAACUAUUAAUGACACAUGCACGCUCCCGGCCUGAGAAGCAGUUUGUCUUUCUCACGCCACAUGCCACUUAUGAAAAAAAUGUUACAGAUAUACAGUUUUUCAGGAUGGAUGAUCCCCGAGAAAAACAUUGAUUCUGACAUUCAGUUUCGA